This is a messenger RNA of Drosophila innubila, 2129 nucleotides long. RefSeq names its product UDP-glucuronosyltransferase 2A2 (gene Ugt35A1). Bases 275 to 1864 code for a protein of 529 amino acids. The transcript is spliced from 2 exons. The record is from RefSeq and is a predicted model, not a curated record. Lineage: Eukaryota; Metazoa; Arthropoda; Insecta; Diptera; Drosophilidae. Gene Ontology annotation, molecular function: UDP-glycosyltransferase activity.
CAAAAUAUUUAAUCGGUUCUAAAAAUAACAAAGACCCCAGCGAUUAGGAAAUCAAAGGGAACCAACAGUUAUUUCAGAAUGUAGUUUAUCGAAAACGGCUUUAGGCUUCAAUGGUUUUUGCGCAUCGAUAAUAACAACAAACUGAGCAGUUGAUAAUAGAGAGUGUUUUUUAUUGUUCUUUUUUUUGGCAAUAAUUACACAAAAUUUCAUUAAUUUGUUGCUUGUGGAUUUAGUUGACGCCGAAACGUGAACCAGUUUGGUUGCUAACGGUAAAAUGGAACUACGUCGUUUUUGGUGGUUGCUGAGUGUUUUGCUCUGUCAUCUAUUGGCUAAUAUUGGGGUCGAGGUGCAAAGUGCAAAGAUCUUGGCGGUGUUUCCAUUUCCCGGUAAAUCGCAGUAUAUAUUUGCGGAACAGUAUCUGAAGGAGCUGGCACGCAGAGAUCACAAUGUGACUGUGAUUAAUACUUUUGGCAACAGCGAAUUGGAGCCGAACUUUAGGGUAAUUGGCGCAACCAAAAUACAUGAACUGAUGGCAGCUUUUGGCAGUGCGGACUACUUUCAACCAGCCAGUCAGUGGACUAUGCUUACAAUGACUACAGAGUUUCUUAAUAUGCUCACUGCGAAUUUACUUGAGGAUGUUGCUGUCAAAGACUUGCUACAGAGGAAGGAAACCUUUGAUUUGGUCAUUUUGGAAACGGUUCAGACUGAGGCGCUCUUUGGGUUGGCGCAACACUUUAAUGCUCUGACCAUUGGCAUCUCGUCCUAUGGAACAGAUCGACACAUUGAUGAGCUAAUGGGCAACAUAUCACCAUUGUCCUUUAAUCCCAUGCUAUUGUCCUCACGCACUGAGCACAUGAGCUACGAACAGCGUCUGAGGAAUGUUUGGGAGGCAUGUGUCGCUUGGUUACACAAACGUCUUGUACAUAUUCCCAGCCAGGAAAAGCUCUUCAAACUGUAUUUUCCCAAGGCAAGCAAAACAAUGGAUCAGGUGCUUGACAGCUUCUCAUUAAUGCUGCUCGGCCAGCAUUUUUCACUUAGCUAUCCACGUCCCUACCUGCCCAACAUGAUUGAGGUGGGCGGCCUUCACCUUAAGCAACGAGAUCCGCAGCCGCUGCCCGCUAAGAUAGCCAAGUUUGUUGAGGAUGCCAAGGAUGGGGUCAUAUACUUUUCCAUGGGUUCAAACAUCAAGAGCUCCGACUUGCCAGCGGCAACACGUCAGGUGCUUUUGCAGGCCUUUGGCAGCCUAAAGCAGCGUGUGUUGUGGAAGUUUGAGCAGGAGCAACUUGAGGAUCAGCCAGAGAAUGUGCUCAUUAGCAAAUGGUUUCCCCAGCCCGACGUGCUGGCCCAUCCCAAUGUCAAGCUGUUCAUUACACAUGGCGGUCUAUUAAGCACUAUCGAAAGUAUUUACUUUGGCAAACCGGUGCUGGGUCUGCCCGUCUUCUACGAUCAGCACUUAAAUGUGGAGCGUGCAAAGCAAGCAGGCUAUGGCCUGGUUCUCGAUCUAAGGAUUUUAAAUGCAACUGCAUUGCAUGAUCAGAUUUUAGAGCUGCUCAAUAAUGAUAGUUAUUCUCAGGCUGUGCAGCUAAAGUCAAAACUCUACAAGGACCAGAAGGAUACCCCUCUUGAGCGCGCCAUCUGGUGGACGGAGUAUGUACUACGGCAUGAGGGUGCACCACACCUGAGAUCAGCUUCGCGUGACUUGAACUUCCUGCAGCUAAAUGGUCUGGACACGUGGGGUUUUCUAUGCGGUGUCGCUUUCCUGAUUAGCUUGAUACUCAUGUUUGCCCUGAUAAGCGUACUAAGAAUACUACGCUACCUGCUGGGAAAAUGUUUAAGGAUAAAUACUAAACAGAAAGUUCAGUAGAGCUAUGUAUCGUUCAGUUAAUUUAAUUAAUUAAUGGUUUUCUAAUACUCACGUUUUAUGCAAUUCAAGCUUAUUUAACAAAAGGUCCAAACAUAAAGAAAAUGUAAUAUUCUCGUAAAUAUUAAAGAAAUGGGCAAUGUGAAUACUCCAAAAAAAGCACAACUAUUAUUUUAUUAAAAACAUAAUAUAUAUCUAAUUAAUAUAAUACUAUGAAGUUGCUAUGCAUUGAAAUCUGUAUGUAAUAAAUUCCCUUUUUAAAAAUUGA